UCAGGCGCUGUCCGCGCCCCCGGUGCUGAAGCGACAUGGCCGGCGGCCGGGCCCCGGCGUGAGCCCCGAGCCCCGCGCUGCGCCCGCCGUGCCCUGGCCGCCCGGAGUCAUGUCUCUGCUGUGCGUCGGAGUCAAAAAAGCCAAGUUUGAUGGUGCCCAGGAGAAGUUCAACACAUACGUGACCCUGAAGGUGCAGAACGUGAAGAGCACAACCAUCGCCGUGAGAGGCAGCCAGCCCAGCUGGGAGCAGGACUUCAUGUUCGAGAUCAACCGCCUGGACCUGGGCCUGACGGUGGAGGUGUGGAACAAGGGCCUCAUCUGGGACACGAUGGUGGGCACUGUGUGGAUCCCGCUGCGGACCAUCCGCCAGUCCAACGAGGAGGGCCCAGGAGAGUGGCUGACACUGGACUCCCAGGCCAUCAUGGCGGACAGCGAGAUUUGUGGCACCAAGGACCCCACUUUCCACCGCAUCCUUCUGGACGCACAUUUUGAGCUGCCCUUGGACAUCCCUGAGGAGGAGGCUCGGUACUGGGCCAAGAAGCUGGAGCAGCUGAACGCCAUGCGUGACCAGGACGAGUACCCCUUCCAGGACCAGCCGGACAAGCCGUUGCCCGUGCCCAGCAGCCAGUGUUGUAACUGGAAUUACUUCGGCUGGGGAGAACAGAACGACGACCCCGACAGUGCGGUGGAUGACCGCGACAGUGACUACCGGAGUGAGACGAGCAACAGCAUCCCACCGCCCUACUACACCACGUCGCAGCCCAACGCCUCUGUGCACCAGUACUCCGUGCGGCCACCGCCCCUGGGGUCCCGGGAGUCCUACAGCGACUCCAUGCACAGUUACGAGGAGUUCUCAGAGCCGCGGGCACUCAGCCCCACAGGCAGCAGCCACUACGCGUCCUCCGGGGAGCUGAGCCAGGGCAGCUCACAGCUGAGCGAGGACUUCGACCCCGAUGACCACAGCCUGCAGGGCUCGGAGCUGGAUGACGAAAGGGACCGCGACUCCUACCAUUCCUGCCACAGCUCUGUGAGCUACCACAAGGACUCACCCCGCUGGGAUCAGGAGGAGGAGGAUCUGGAAGAUGAGGAGCUGCCCGAAGAGGAGGAGGAGCUGGAGGAGGAGGAGGAGGAGCUGGAGGAGGAGGAGGAGCUGGAGGAGGAGGACUUGGAGGAGGAGGAGGAGGUGCCCGAUGACCUGGCUAGCUAUGCCCAGGAGGAGGACACCAGUGUAGCUGAACCCAAAGAGUUCAAGCGCAUCAGCUUCCCACCAGCUGCACCUCAGAAGGAUGACAAGGUCCCAGCUGUGCCCACAGAAGCCCCCGACGUGGCCAAGGGCAUCCCCAAGCCUGCCACACCUGAAGAGAGGGCAGCAGCAGAGCAUGCACAGGAAGCCGAGCCCCCCAAGGCUGAAGAGAGUUUCAGGUCUCGAGAGGACGAGGAGGGCCAGGAAGGGCAGGAUGCCAUGUCCAGGGCCAAAUCUAACUGGCUGCGAGCUUUCAACAAGGUGCGGAUGCAGCUGCAGGAGGCCCGAGGGGAAGGAGAGAUGUCCAAGUCCCUAUGGUUCAAAGGCGGCCCAGGUGGCGGCCUCAUCAUCAUUGACAGUAUGCCAGACAUCCGGAAGCGGAAGCCCAUUCCCCUCGUGAGCGACCUGGCUAUGUCGCUGGUCCAGUCGCGGAAGGCGGGCAUCACCUCGGCCUUGGCCUCCAGCACGUUGAACAAUGAGGAGCUGAAAAACCAUGUUUACAAGAAGACCCUGCAAGCCUUAAUCUACCCCAUCUCCUGCACCACGCCGCACAACUUCGAGGUGUGGACGGCCACCACGCCCACCUACUGCUACGAAUGCGAGGGGCUGCUGUGGGGCAUCGCGCGGCAGGGCAUGCGCUGCACCGAGUGCGGCGUCAAGUGCCACGAGAAGUGCCAGGACCUGCUCAACGCGGACUGCCUGCAGCGGGCGGCGGAGAAGAGCUCCAAGCAUGGCGCCGAAGACCGCACGCAGAACAUCAUCAUGGUGCUGAAGGACCGCAUGAAGAUCCGCGAGCGCAACAAGCCCGAGAUCUUCGAGCUGAUCCAGGAGAUCUUCGCCGUCACCAAGAGCGCCCACACACAGCAGAUGAAGGCUGUCAAGCAAAGCGUGCUGGACGGCACGUCCAAAUGGUCCGCCAAAAUCAGCAUCACGGUGGUCUGUGCCCAGGGCUUGCAGGCCAAGGACAAGACAGGAUCCAGUGAUCCAUACGUCACCGUCCAGGUGGGGAAGACCAAGAAAAGGACAAAGACUAUCUAUGGGAACCUGAACCCGGUGUGGGAAGAGAACUUCCACUUUGAGUGCCACAACUCCUCCGACCGCAUCAAAGUGCGCGUCUGGGACGAAGAUGACGACAUCAAGUCUCGCGUGAAGCAGAGGUUUAAGAGGGAGUCUGACGACUUCCUGGGGCAGACCAUCAUCGAGGUGCGGACGCUCAGUGGCGAGAUGGACGUGUGGUACAAUCUGGACAAGAGGACAGACAAGUCCGCCGUGUCAGGGGCCAUUCGGCUUCACAUCAGUGUGGAGAUAAAAGGGGAGGAGAAGGUGGCGCCGUACCAUGUCCAGUACACCUGUCUGCAUGAGAACCUGUUCCACUUCGUGACAGACGUGCAGAACAACGGUGUGGUGAAGAUCCCUGAUGCCAAAGGCGAUGACGCCUGGAAGGUUUACUAUGACGAAACAGCCCAGGAGAUCGUGGACGAGUUUGCCAUGCGCUAUGGCGUGGAGUCCAUCUACCAAGCCAUGACCCACUUUGCCUGCCUCUCCUCCAAGUACAUGUGCCCUGGGGUCCCUGCUGUCAUGAGCACCCUGCUGGCCAACAUCAACGCCUACUACGCCCACACCACCGCCUCCACCAACGUGUCUGCCUCUGACCGCUUCGCCGCCUCCAACUUCGGGAAAGAGCGCUUCGUGAAACUUCUGGACCAGCUACACAACUCCCUGAGGAUCGACCUGUCCAUGUACCGGAACAACUUCCCGGCCAGCAGCCCGGAGCGUCUGCAGGACCUCAAGUCCACGGUGGACCUCCUCACCAGCAUCACCUUCUUCCGAAUGAAGGUUCAGGAGCUGCAGAGCCCGCCCCGCGCCAGCCAGGUGGUGAAGGACUGUGUGAAGGCCUGCCUCAACUCCACCUACGAGUACAUCUUCAAUAACUGCCAUGAACUGUAUGGACGCGAGUACCAGACGGACCCGGCCAAGAAGGGGGAGGUCCCCCCCGAGGAGCAGGGCCCCAGCAUCAAGAACCUGGACUUCUGGUCCAAGCUGAUCACACUCAUCGUGUCCAUCAUCGAGGAGGAUAAGAAUUCCUACACGCCGUGCCUGAACCAGUUUCCCCAGGAGCUGAAUGUGGGAAAGAUCAGUGCUGAGGUGAUGUGGAGCCUGUUUGCUCAAGACAUGAAGUACGCCAUGGAGGAGCAUGACAAACACCGGCUGUGCAAGAGCGCCGACUACAUGAACCUGCACUUCAAGGUCAAGUGGCUGUACAACGAGUACGUGGCCGAGCUGCCCGCCUUCAAGGACCGGGUGCCCGAGUACCCCGCGUGGUUCGAACCCUUCGUCAUCCAGUGGUUGGAUGAGAAUGAAGAGGUGUCCCGGGAUUUCUUGCAUGGUGCACUGGAGCGAGACAAGAAGGAUGGGUUCCAGCAGACGUCGGAGCACGCCCUGUUCUCCUGCUCCGUGGUGGACGUCUUCUCCCAGCUCAACCAGAGCUUCGAGAUCAUCAAAAAGCUCGAGUGUCCCGACCCCCAGAUCGUGGGCCACUACAUGCGGCGCUUCGCCAAGACCAUCAGCAAUGUGCUGCUGCAGUAUGCCGACAUCGUCUCCAAGGACUUUGCCUCCUACUGCUCCAAGGAGAAAGAGAAAGUGCCCUGCAUCCUCAUGAACAACACACAGCAGCUCCGGGUGCAGCUGGAGAAGAUGUUUGAGGCGAUGGGCGGGAAGGAGCUGGACGCCGAGGCCAGCGGUACCCUGAAGGAGCUGCAGGUGAAACUCAACAACGUCCUGGAUGAGCUCAGCCACGUGUUCGCCACCAGCUUCCAGCCACACAUCGAGGAGUGUGUCAAACAGAUGGGUGACAUCCUGAGCCAGGUGAAGGGCACGGGCAACGUGCCUGCCAGCGCCUGCAGCAGCGUGGCCCAGGAUGCAGACAACGUGCUACAGCCCAUCAUGGACCUGCUGGACAGCAACCUCACCCUGUUCGCCAAAAUCUGCGAGAAGACGGUUCUGAAGCGCGUGCUGAAGGAGCUGUGGAAGCUGGUGAUGAACACCAUGGAGAAGACGAUCGUGCUGCCGCCGCUCACAGACCAGACGAUGAUUGGCACCCUCUUGAGAAAACAUGGCAAGGGCCUAGAAAAGGGCAGGGUGAAACUGCCAAGCCACUCAGACGGAACACAGAUGAUCUUCAAUGCCGCCAAGGAGCUGGGCCAGCUGUCCAAACUCAAGGAUCACAUGGUACGUGAAGAAGCCAAGAGCCUCACCCCAAAGCAGUGCGCCGUGGUCGAACUGGCCCUGGACACCAUCAAGCAAUACUUCCACGCGGGGGGCGUGGGCCUCAAGAAGACCUUCCUGGAGAAGAGUCCGGACCUCCAGUCCCUGCGCUACGCCUUGUCGCUCUACACGCAGGCCACCGACCUGCUCAUCAAAACCUUCGUGCAGACGCAGGCCUCGCAGGGUAAGGGCGCCUCUGCUCCCCUCCGGGGCCAGCGGGAGUCAAGACGAAGGAGCAAGGGGUGAUUGACAGCUGCGGGACG
Molecule: messenger RNA, 4770 nt
Organism: Peromyscus leucopus (white-footed mouse)
Lineage: Eukaryota; Metazoa; Chordata; Mammalia; Rodentia; Cricetidae
Gene: Unc13a
Product: unc-13 homolog A
Exons: 41
Coding region: 110-4753 (1547 amino acids)
Biological process (GO): dense core granule priming; presynaptic dense core vesicle exocytosis; synaptic transmission, glutamatergic
Cellular component (GO): presynaptic membrane; synaptic vesicle membrane; terminal bouton
Molecular function (GO): syntaxin-1 binding; calcium ion binding; phospholipid binding
Source: RefSeq, a predicted model, not a curated record